Messenger RNA from Glycine soja, 348 nucleotides. RefSeq lists its product as uncharacterized. The transcript has a single exon. Bases 1 to 348 code for a protein of 115 amino acids. Lineage: Eukaryota; Viridiplantae; Streptophyta; Magnoliopsida; Fabales; Fabaceae. The record is from RefSeq and is a predicted model, not a curated record.
AUGAUUAAAGGUUACUCAUAUAGACUACUUGACAUUGCUAACAAGGUUAGAUUGUUGGGCACUAAAUUUGCAGAUUCCAGAAUUGUUGAGAAAAUUAUGGUUACGAUACCAUUGAGAUAUGAAACAUCAAUAACCACUUUAGAGAACACAAAUGAUUUGUCUAAGAUCACUUUGUCAGAAGUAUUGCAUGAUUUGCAAGCCCAUGAGCAACAAAGGCUUAUGAGGCAAGAUCAUAUUGUUGAAGGAGCUUUACUAGCCAAGCAACAAAAUAUGUCCAAAUCCAAGAAAAACAAGGAUUUUGAUGCAAUUAGAGCGAGUUCAACAUCAACUAGUGCAAAAGGAAAUUGA